Messenger RNA from Soboliphyme baturini, 951 nucleotides. Lineage: Eukaryota; Metazoa; Nematoda; Enoplea; Dioctophymatida; Soboliphymatidae. The record is from the annotation of a GenBank genome assembly.
AUGCGGCCGGAAUGGUCAUAUGAGGUUACUUCGCUAGCGCUGGUGCUGGCGCUGGCGCUGGCUGUCCCAAAAACCAACGAUCGCGUCGUGGCUGCCGCUGCGACGAUGACAGCAGUGUGGGGCAACACUUUUUCUGGAGGAAACUGUACCUGUGCGCUGUGCGUUGGACAGGUACUUCGUCUGAGUUGGCGCCACGUGGUAACAGAUGCGUUAACCGGAUUGCCGAAGUACCGCGCGGUUAGCCAACUGUGCAGUAACUUGGCCGAAACCGAAAUCUAUUCGAUCACGAGUAAAGAAAUUUUGCAGCGAAGUCACAGCAAAGCAUUCGACGAUGGCACUUACUGGGAGCAGCUGAUCGAAGGUCCACUGAGGUACAUGCGCAUAAAUUUCAACCGUACGGUGGACCUGCGACGGGUUACGUUAAUGCUGCGCAUAAACCCGACAUUACGAGUGUUCACUAGCGACGCAAAUGGAACUCUGAGAACAAAAUUUUUUUACCUUCAAGCAGAGAGAAAUGUGCCCCUGCAGACGGACAUUACCGAAGACUUGCCAGUGACCAAGGUGUUGUUUCAGGGUUUCGACGCGCAGCUGACCUUCGAUGAAGUUCUUCUGAUGAACGUCACUGUUUGCGCCCAUGACUGUCGCGCAGUUCAGGGCUGCUUUGGAGACUGCAUCAAGCUAGUGAAGGACUUUGGCUGUACAGAGUGUAAAUGUCCGGAAGGAAGCUUAUCGAUCGGUUGCUCUGGAAUAUCGAAGAAAGACAUGCGUAAUUUGUUCGAUCCGGAAAAAGAGCUGAAGCCAGAAUGCAAAUUGGCAGUGGGCUUUCGCCGAAUGAUUGACGAAAAGUACCAUAUUGAUAGGUGUGUUCCGUUUACCUACUUGCGUUGUCCAUCGCACAACGACAUUAUUGUACCGAGCAGUAAAGUGGAUUGCCUGGAACACUGCUAUUGA